This is a messenger RNA of Protomyces lactucae-debilis, 1253 nucleotides long. RefSeq names its product FYVE zinc finger-domain-containing protein. The transcript has a single exon. Gene Ontology annotation, molecular function: metal ion binding. NCBI's taxonomy places the organism in Eukaryota, Fungi, Ascomycota, Taphrinomycetes, Taphrinales, Protomycetaceae. The record is from RefSeq and is a predicted model, not a curated record. Bases 225 to 1154 code for a protein of 309 amino acids.
CUGCUAUGUGACAUUUGUCGUCUGUCUCAUCCCCUUCUUCACUCUUGACCCUCUCGAGCAUCUUGAUUCUUCGCCAUCUUAACCCUCUUGACUUGCAAAUGACGACGACGACCUGCGACGACCAGCGACAACCGCGGCCUUUUACGUGAAACAUCCUCUCCAGGCCAUAGACAUCCUUCAGAACCAAGCCAGAGACCUCUUCUCUCAUUGCGCACACCGCAAACAUGGCUGCUCCAAUAGCCACAGCGCAAGCAACACCCGCCAUUUGGCAAGCUGACGAAGCCGUCGCCUCCUGCCCACUCUGCAGCACGGCCUUCAGCUGGUGGUAUCGCAAACAUCACUGCAGACGCUGUGGACGCGUCGUAUGCGCUGCUUGCGCCAGUAACUUUUGCGCACUCAAAGCGCAUGCUAUCGUCCGACCACCAGGCUAUACUGCUACCAGUGCAGACGAGGCGGCCGUGUCAUUGGCUCGUCCUUUGUCGCCUACAUCUACACAUACCUCUCCUCUGGCUUCUUCAUUCAUCUCAACAGAAGCAGUGGAAGAAGUGCGUUGCUGCGAUGCGUGUUUCUCACAUCUCGAGCAAGACCGCUGUCGUCGUAUGCUCGGCCUCGAUAUCAGCAGUUUGGAUCCGAGAGCCGCUGCGCAGCUCAUCAGAGAAGUAUCGACGCCAAGUGGAUUAGCGAUGCUAGCGACGCCGCCGCCUUCGUAUUUCCAUGUGCCUGCGCCUGCUAAUAGUGGUCGCGGCCAGCAUAUCACAGUUGAACACGAGGCCUCUGUGCGUUCACAUCGGCGAAGGAGCGGAGAUGGGCAGGAGAGCAUGGUAAGGGAUGUAGCUGGUCGUUCGCAUCGUCAUGGUCAUCGCCACAGGCGUGAAUCUAGUGUGUCUGUAUUGCAUCGUCCCGGUGCACCCUCUUCGGCACCUGUUGGAAUGCAAUUAGCCGUGCAAGCUACACCACUCCGUUAUGUUGCCUUCAAAUUGACACUGCAGGACAAGAUACUCGGUGAGGAGUGUCCCAUCUGUUUUGAAGAGUAUGCUGAAGGCGAACAUGCAGCACGCCUCGAGUGUUGGUGUGUCUUCCACGCACACUGUAUUGAGGCUUGGCGAGAUACGAAGGAUGGUACACAUGGCUGUCCUUUGCACUUUCACGACUAGAAUGACAAGGCCUUGCAAGUCAACUUAUUUGUAUCUACUUAGCGUUUGGCUCCUUCUUCAUAGCGAUUUUGGCAGAAUUUGAACUUUCACCACAACCAA